AUGAAUCUUCCAACAAGAGAGAAUGAUUGGAAAAGAAAAUAUGAGUUUUAUGGUAAGCACUUUGAAUGAAAGAUAUGGAUAUGAUGAAGAAAACAUAGCCAACCCGUGGAACUCGUCACCACUGACGCAGUCCCGGUAUUUUGGCGAUAUCUCCUUCGUUACUUAACGGAAUCACGAACCGUUUGUUGGGUUGGAUUCGUAACAUCCGGGGCUACAAGUUUGGUAUAAUAAGUAAUUCGAGAAAAUGAAUAGAGAAUUACAGAAUUGACGACGAAGUCGCAGCUGCGUUUUUCACUCAGGAUAUUGGAAAAUUUUGAUAUUUCUUCUUGCUCCUUCUUCUUCCCUUGGCUCAACAAUGGAGUUGAGAAUUCUUCCUCCUGAGUUUCUGCCGAGAGAGGGAGAGGAUGGUACCAGGCAGUACCCUGUUAUACAAUCGGUUCAACAUUCGGUUCGUUUAAUGGUAGCGGAAGUUUUAAGCUAAGGUUUUUUCGUUUAAUUUCUGCCGAUGGAGUUGUUUUUAUGGUUGAUGAUUUUCUUAUUUAUGCUGAACUAGUUUUUAUUUUAUGAAAUUGAGUUGUUGAAAAUCCCAUUCGUUAAUUUAUCGUUUAGAACAAGUGGUUGGAUUGUUUGCUUCUUGUUGUUGGGAAUUAUGUAGUUGAUGUGUUCGAUCAACAUAGAAUUUGUCAUAUUCAUCAACAUCAUGUCAUUAGCGCAUACUAUUUUCGAAAAGCUUAUAACCAAGUUACUGUCUACCAGGGCUGGGCACUGUUUCAAAUUAUAGUCUGGUUAGUGUGUGUAUCGCAGUGAUUAAUGAUUCCCUUGAAUUUCUGUGUUUUGAUAAAUUAAUUUUCAAGUAUACCAGAGUUGAUUUCAUUGAGACUUGAUGGUAAAAUUGAAUGGACAUUAGAAUUGUUUACUUUAGAAAAUUGAAUGGUCAUAUUUUAUGAUAAUUUUGUGUUUCAUAGAAUCUAAUUUAAGGUUUGGGACGGACAAUUAAGCUUUAGAGGAAAAAUGGUGCUUAAGGUAUACUUAAGUUUUUGUUUGAACCAUAAAAUCUUAAGGCUUGACAUUUACCCCUUGACCUUUUUAACCCAUAACAUGCACAUUGACUCUUGAAUUUUUAAACCAAUAUUUUUCACUUGUAUCUUAUUGCAACCAUAGAAAAAUUUAUAGCUGACCAUAACAUAUCACCAUUGUAGACCAGAUCAGAAGGAAAUGCAACUCCACCUAGUGUAAUAAUAUAGAGAAUAAUCAGCCAACGAUAUGCCCGUAAAUUGUAAUUGUUGCAAGAUAACAUGAUUUUAUAACCCUUGCAGAUAUAUGCUGUCGAUUUCCUUUCUUGGUUCUCACAUUUUGUGGACCAUAAUUAAGAAAACUAUUUUUCUCUUUAUAUAAAGGGUUUCAAUUUAAUGAUUUGCUUUGCCCCCCCAAAAAGCUUGAGCCGGCUCUGUUCAUUAAUGUAUUAAGACUUAGGAGUUAGUGUGUAAAAAUAUAUCAUAUGAUUUGAGGAUUGAAUACACAAGGACAAUGCUGCAGUCAUUGGGUUGUACAUUAUGCAUUAGAAGUAGUAAGCUGUGCAUUGUAAUUGUAAGUUGAUCAAAAUUUGAAGGACACUCUAUAGGUUUAAUGGAAGUAUGGAACAGCAUUGCAGAGGUGAUAGCUGAAUAAGACUUGACAUUAUUGGGAAAACAGAAAGAAAUAUUUGCACUAAAUAGCACUAAAACUUAAGUCAUUUCUCUAAAUAGCACUUAAAAUAUUUUAUUCCCUAAAUAGCACUUAAUAAUGUCCAUAAUGUCCAGUGAUGACAAAUAUUUACUUGAAUAAUGACUAAUGCAUAAUGACUAAAAGUGCUACAUUGGAAAAAAACACAUGUAGUGCUAUUUAGGGAAAGUCAUUAUGUUUUAGUGCUAUUUAAGUAAAUUUCUCAAACAGAAAUUGCGGAGUAGGUUGUGCAUCAGCAAUGCCAAUCUUUAACAACAACAACAAAAACAAAAACAAAAACAACAACAAUAACAAUAACAAAGCCUUAUCCUACUAGGUGGGGUUGGCUACAUGGAUCAAACGACACCAUUGCACCCUAUCGUGUAUCAUAUCUGCUGUGAGAUUGUUCACAUGAAGGUCUCCCUUGAUCAAUGCCUGCCAAGUCCUCUUAGGUCUACCUCUUCCUCCAGCCACAUGCAUAUUCACCAUUUGAUCAACCCUUCUAACAGGAUGCUCUAUUGGUCUUCUCUCCACAUGUCAAAACCACCUAAGACAAGUUUCCACUAUUUUUCUUACAAUUGGUGUCACUCCAACUUUAGCUCUCAUAUUUUCAUUCCUUAUUCCUUACCAAUCUUUAACAGAAGCAAUUUUUAAUGCACAUUGACAACAUUGCAAGGGUUGCACAUCAUGCAUUAGAAGUAGCAGGUUGCGCAUUAUAUGUUGUUUAAUUAAUCAUUUUUAGGGACUCCUUUAGGAUGUAGGUUUGAUUGAACAAAAGGGCUGUUAAUGUUGGGGCUCAUUAUGCAGGAACCACGUUUCACUCUUUGACUUAUUGACUUAUAAAUCCUUUAACCAUCACACAAUGACAUAAUGGUUAGAAGAUUGGCGUGGCUCAUUGCCUUGUUGAUUACUUUUAGGACAUCUGUAAGGUAUUUAUCUCAGCUUCUAAGCACUAGAUACACUGGACAUUUAUUGGACUUUUAUUUAAAAAUGUGUCAUCUUAGGAACAAACUGUUUCCAAUGACCUUUAUUGUAAACCAUAGUUGGUACUUGGUAGAAUCAAUUUAUUAUGAUCCUGAAGCAUAAUUUGAGUUUAAGCUAUUUUUUGUGUGGUAUGGUUAUAAUUAAUCUUUGCGUGUAAAGGUAGCUUAAAUACAGUCACUACUUUAUACUUAUUAGCCUCAUUAUAUGUGUGUCUCACUUCUAAUUACAUUUUUAUUUUACAUAAAAGGCCCCUGUUUUUUAAUUCACUUCCGGCGUUCACAAAGGUUGAGCCCGCCUUAACCCUCUAGAUCCCCGAUUGGCUAAUUUAUAAACCAUGCCCUUCUCAAUUCAAAUGGUAGCAUUACGUUCAUCUUUGUCUUUUCGGAUGCAGAAUACUGUUCGUGGUCCUUUAUUCGGAAUAUCGAGACAGUCUCACAACAUUCCAUUCACUAAAGGUUUGGGUGAAACAAAACCGUUUAGUUUAAUCUGCCCUGAGCUGACCACAAAAUCAGUGUGUGAAAGGACUGCCAGCAAACUGCCAACUUAUAACAUACUUGGAUCCGGAAUGAUUCUUAUUAAAAAUUACAUCAGCCUCAAGGACCAGGUUGAUAUAGUGAAUGUAUGUCAAAAGUGGGGUAUGGGCCCCGGGGGCUUUUACCAGCCUAGUUUUCAAAAUGGAGCGAAACUUCAAUUCCAGAUGAUGUGUUUUGGUCGAAACUGGGAUCCAGUAACCAAGUAUAACAAAAGUUACAGAAGUGAUGGUUCUGAACCACCCCCGCUUCCAAAAGAACUUACUUCAUUGACUAAAACCAUAGUUCAGGAUGCUCAAGCCCAUCUGGUUGAACUUCCUUCAAUGCACCCAGAUAUUUGUAUAGUAAAUUUCUAUCAACUCUCUGGUCGACUUGGCCUCCAUCAGGAUCGUGAUGAGAGCUAUGAUAGUCUCCGAAGAGGACUGCCUGUGGUUUCCAUCUCCAUUGGCGACUCUGCAGUGUUCUUGUACGGUCAUUCUAGAGAUAAAACAAAGUGCGAAAAGGUUGUGUUGGAUUCAGGAGAUGUGUUUAUAUUCGGUGGCAAGUCUAGACUCGUUUAUCAUGGCGUGAAGCAAAUCAUUCCAAACUCGUGUCCUCUGCCAUUAUUACAAGAAACCGCGCUUAUACCUGGCCGUCUAAACCUUACUCUAAGGCAAUUUUGAUGUGCUCAUUUUUUUCUAAAAGCUAUUUUCCAGACACCAAUGUCAAUUUCCCAUGACAAAUAGAGGUGUUUAUUCUGAUCGAUCCAAUCUAAUCUUCCCAAUAUCCGAAACUUUCGCAUUGACAAAACUGAUU
Molecule: messenger RNA, 4010 nt
Organism: Cuscuta campestris
Lineage: Eukaryota; Viridiplantae; Streptophyta; Magnoliopsida; Solanales; Convolvulaceae
Source: the annotation of a GenBank genome assembly